Molecule: messenger RNA, 435 nt
Organism: Fomitiporia mediterranea MF3/22
Lineage: Eukaryota; Fungi; Basidiomycota; Agaricomycetes; Hymenochaetales; Hymenochaetaceae
Exons: 3
Coding region: 1-435 (144 amino acids)
Source: RefSeq, a predicted model, not a curated record
AUGGUGAACACCAUGAAAAGCCCUGUUUACAGACAGUUUGUUUCUUUCGUGAUGUUUACCUCUAGCUCCCAAUUGGGCAUUGCGACAACGCCCCGGAAAGAAAUCACGUACUUCAGCACAGAAUAUGCUGCAAAAUGGGACAGAAAGGCGAAGGAAGAAACACAACAGAGAAGAUUAUCAUGCGUGUUUGAGGACAGGGACGUGAAUGGUCUUGCAUGCUCAUCACUCGAAUUCCCCGUUUCUCCUAACAGUCGCAACAUGCAUCAACUGCCCAGUUGGACCUCCACCGCGCAUGAAUCGAUUGAAUGCAUUGAUUCAGAUAAAGAUAAGGCGAGAUCGACUCGGCAUACUGCUUUUGUGGACCCGUGUAACCUGGCUGACGUCCAGACGAGGCAGUCGACCGAGGUCAAGGCAGCCGUAUUUGACGAGGAGUGA